This is a messenger RNA of Daucus carota subsp. sativus, 1492 nucleotides long. Its product is annotated as UDP-glucosyltransferase 29. Lineage: Eukaryota; Viridiplantae; Streptophyta; Magnoliopsida; Apiales; Apiaceae. Gene Ontology annotation, molecular function: UDP-glycosyltransferase activity. The record is from RefSeq and is a predicted model, not a curated record. Bases 33 to 1367 code for a protein of 444 amino acids. The transcript has a single exon.
GAUAAUGAGUACCUAAAGAAAGGGAGUUUAGCAUGGAUAGCCAAAAUGGCAGAAUGUGCAUUCUAAUGAUACCUCACUUAGCCCAUGGUCACAUCUCUCCCUUCCUAGAACUGGCUAAACACCUCACCAAAAGAAGUUUCAAGAUUUAUCUCUGUUCUACACCAAUCAACCUUGCUUCUAUCAAGACCAGAGUUGAUGAGAAUGAUGAUAUUCAACUAGUAGAGUUUCAUCUUCCAUCUUCUCCAUCUCUGCCACCUCAUUUUCAUUGCACCAAUGGCCUUCCAUCUCAUCUCCAGCCCCUCCUCCAUCAAACUUUCGAAAAUGCAGCUCCAGUUUUUAUGGAUAUUCUGAAAGAGAUUAGGCCCAAUUUGGUUAUCUAUGAUGUGAUACCUUCCUGGCCUGCAGAGCUUGCUCUGUCACUUGAUAUUCCAGCUAUUCAUUUUUCGACACAUGCUGCAUCAACUUGUAGCCUAGCCAUACAUUUCUACAAAAGGGUAGGUCAUGAUUUCCCUUUUCCAGAGGUGUUUGAUUCUUCUAUGGACCGCGCUCCGGUCUCUCAAGAUGAACUCAAGUUGAUUAGGAACUUUGUGUUGUGCUUUGAACGAUCGUGCGGCCUUGUUUUGGUUAAGAGUGUUGGAGAAGUGGAGGGAAAGUAUAUUGAUCUUUUGUCGGAUUUGGUGGAGAAGGAUGUCAUUCCUGUAGGCCAACUGAUUCAUGAUCCAACUGGGAAUGAAGAUGAAAACCUGGAGAAUAUCAUGGAAUGGCUGGACAAGAAAGAGAGAUCUUCUGUGGUGUUUGUUUGUUUUGGGAGUGAGAAUUAUUUAUCUGCAGAGCAAGUGAUGGAAAUGGCAAAUGCACUGGAGACAACCAAGUGUCAUUUCAUAUGGGUGUUAAGGUCUCCGCGAGGAGAGGAAAAGGGUUGUCUGCUGCUACCAGAGGGAUUUGCAGAAAGGGUGAGAGGUUUCGGGUUGAUUGUAGAGUGGGCGCCUCAGACCAAAAUUUUGGGACAUUCAAGCACGGGUGCUUUCUUGAGUCAUUGUGGAUGGAGUUCUGUUAAUGAAAGCAUGAAAUUCGGGGUUCCCAUCAUUGCCAUGCCCUUGAAAGAGGGCGAUCAGCCUACUAAUGCUAAGCUUGCUCUGGAGAUUGGAGUUGGGAUGCAGGUGAGAACAGAUAGUGAAAGGAGAUACAAAAGCACGGAAAUUGGGGAUGUGAUAAGGAAGGUUCUGGUGGAGGAAAGUGGGGAAAAUGUGAGGAAGAAAGCUAAGGAAUUGAGUUUGAGGAUGAAAGAAAGAGGAGAGGAAGAUUUGGAUAUAGCAGCUGAGAAGUUGAUGCAGAUUUGCAGCAAGAAGAAAGAAACAUGCUAUUAGCUGUUUUUGUACUCUUCUUCUAUCCAGUUUUUUGCUUAAUAUUGGUAUCAUCAUUGGUAUGAACUCCUUUCAUUUAGUAACAAAUUCUGCAGUUUCAAUUAGACAAUUUAUUUUCUAAUUCUUUU